Molecule: messenger RNA, 866 nt
Organism: Gracilinanus agilis (Agile Gracile Mouse Opossum)
Lineage: Eukaryota; Metazoa; Chordata; Mammalia; Didelphimorphia; Didelphidae
Product: whirlin-like
Exons: 2
Biological process (GO): sensory perception of sound; auditory receptor cell stereocilium organization
Cellular component (GO): stereocilium tip; photoreceptor inner segment; cilium
Molecular function (GO): protein binding
Source: RefSeq, a predicted model, not a curated record
GAUAUGCCCUGGGAUAUUUGACAGCUCCGGGCUCGCCCAGGCUGCCUUGCCAGCGACUGCAGGAGUAGAGCCCCCGUUUUGGGGGGUGGGGUCCCCCAGGCCAGGGAGAAGAAGUGGCCUGGCUGGGGGAGCCCGGGAAUGGUCUGACUUGGAGUCCGCCGCUGCAAAAUCCCCAGCCUCCAGCUCCAUUCAGCCGCCAGGGCUCCCCGCUUCAGAGCGAUCCUGAGGUCGGGAGAUGAGCACCCAGCUGGACCGCCUGUCGGUGACCUCGUCCUCCACCGGCUCUCUGGGCUCGGCGGCCGGGGCGGCGGCUGGCUCCGCUAGCGGCGGGCUCCGGCUGCUGUCGGGCAACGUGAGCAAGCUGCACCAUGCCCUCAACUUGCUGCUGAACGAUGCGGAGCGGGAGCAGUUCACCCACUGCCUGAACGCUUACCACUCGAGGAGGAACGUCUACGACCUGGUGCGGACCCUGCGCCUGCUUCUCGACAGCCCGGACAAGCGGCAGCUGCUGCCCAUGCUGCGCCUGGUCAUCCCGCGCUCCGACCAGCUGCUCUUCGACCAGUAUACGUCCGAAGGGCCCUACCUCAAGACCCACAUCGCAUCAACCCCUGGGGGCGCCAACGGGGCCGGUCCCGGGGAGGUCCGGCUAGUGAGUCUUAGGAGAAGCAAAACCAACGAAGGUCUCGGUUUCAGCAUCCGAGGGGGCUCAGAGCACGGCGUGGGAAUUUACGUGUCCCUGGUGGAACCAGGCUCCCUAGCGGAGAAGGAAGGGCUAAGGGUGGGCGACCAGAUCCUGAGAGUAAAUGACAAGUCCUUGGGCAGAGUGACCCAUGCCGAGGCGGUCAAGGUAGGUGAAAGAGGGACAG